AUGGAGAAUGAGUUGUUUAUCAGUAAUUUCCUCUCCCUGUUUCUCCUUCUCAACUAUGCAGUUAAUUUACUGGCGAUUGUGAUCUUGUCCCAAGGAAAGUGUGGGCUCUCUGUUUGCAUCAGUCGAUACCUGGUAGCCAUGGCGACAGCGGAUCUACUGGUUGUAAUCAAUGAGGUUGUAUUGUAUCGGAUCAGUUAUUAUUACUUCCGGGGUUCCUUCCUCGAUAUGACUCCUGUGUGCAGUAUUAUUAUCGUCUUCAGUCAUAUAUCUACAAACACUUCAGUUUGGUUUACAGUCACUUUCACCUUCGAUCGCUUUGUUGCCAUUUGCAGCCAGAAGCUGAAAAGAAAAUAUUGUACUGAGAAAACUGCAGUGGUGGUGAUUACGACAACCUCUCUACUGUUUGGUCUAAAAAGCCUUCCUUUCUACUUUACCUUACAACAUGGUGAGAUCAUUGACAAUGUACCAUGGGACUGCUUUACAAAAGAAAACUACUUUACUGAUCUUGGGUGGGUGAUAUUUGACUGGUUUGAUUCAGUUCUAACUCCAUUACUUCCCUUCGCUUUAAUUUUGCUGCUCAAUGUUCUGACCAUCAGACAUAUUCUAGUGAGCAGCCGUGUCCGUAAGGGACUGAGGGGCCAGAGCAAAGGAGGGUAUCACACAGACCCAGAAAUGGUGAGCAGAAGGAAGUCUGUGAUCUUGCUGUUUGCUGUUUCUGGCAGUUUCACACUCUUGUGGUUGACCACAGUUGCGGAAUUCUUAUAUUAUAACAUCACCGAGGCUAACUUUGCAGAUUACACCGAUUCUCUCAUCAUCUUUGAACAAGUCGGAUACAUGCUGCAGAUUUUAAGUUCUUGUACAAACACUUUUAUCUAUGGAGUGACUAAUACGAAGUUCAGAGAGCAGUUCAGGACCAUGCUGAAAUAUCCAGGGAAGCUGAUCACCAAAUUAAUUAAGUAG
Molecule: messenger RNA, 960 nt
Organism: Chiloscyllium plagiosum (whitespotted bambooshark)
Lineage: Eukaryota; Metazoa; Chordata; Chondrichthyes; Orectolobiformes; Hemiscylliidae
Product: putative G protein-coupled receptor 139
Biological process (GO): G protein-coupled receptor signaling pathway
Cellular component (GO): plasma membrane
Molecular function (GO): G protein-coupled receptor activity
Source: RefSeq, a predicted model, not a curated record